AUGACUGUGAUGACGCAGCUGUGGGGUCUUUUCUGCUCUAACCACACCUGCGACGAAUACUUCGAGCUCAACAACCUCACAGAGAUCAGAGCCAUUCCAGGUCUGCUCAGUGGAGUCAUCAAAGAUAACCUCUGGGGAGACUAUGGUCCAGCUGGCACGGUACUAGAGAAGAAAACACUGCUCUCUGCUCCAGUUAAAGACAUGUCCAAAGACAUUCACAAACCAUAUGUCUUCAACGACAUGACAACUUACUUCACUUUGCUGGUGGGAAUAUACUUUCCUUCAGUCACAGGAAUAAUGGCUGGAUCCAAUCGCUCAGGAGACCUGAGGGAUGCCCAAAGGUCGAUACCAGUUGGGACCAUUAUGGCCAUUUUAACAACCUCCUUCAUCUACAUUUCGUGUGUUGUGUUUUUCGGAGCAUGCGUUGAAGGGGUUGUUCUUAGAGACAAGUUUGGUGAUUCAAUAGGAAAAAUUCCAGUUAUUGGAAUCCUGGCCUGGCCCUCGCCUUGGGUUAUUGUGAUUGGUUCGUUUUUCUCAUGCUGCGGGGCAGGGCUUCAGAGUCUCACCGGGGCUCCUCGACUUCUACAGGCAAUCGCUCGGGAUGGCAUCAUACCUUUUUUACAAGUGUUUGGUCAUGGGAAAUCUAAUGGUGAACCAACCUGGGCUUUGCUGCUGACUGUUGGCAUCUGUGAGAUCGGAAUUCUCAUUGCAUCCCUCGAUGCGGUGGCUCCUAUCCUUUCCAUGUUCUUCCUGAUGUGUUAUCUGUUUGUGAAUCUGGCCUGUGCUGUUCAGACUUUACUGCGUACUCCAAACUGGAGGCCGCGCUUCAAGUUCUACCACUGGACCUUGUCUUUCUUGGGAAUGAGUCUGUGUCUCUCACUCAUGUUUGUUUCUUCCUGGUACUAUGCUCUGGUGGCCAUGGUCAUUGCUGGUUGUAUAUACAAGUACAUAGAAUAUAGAGGGGCAGAGAAAGAAUGGGGAGAUGGUAUUAGAGGUCUGUCCCUGAAUGCAGCACGUUACGCUCUAAUUCGCCUGGAGGAGGCACCACUACACACAAAAAAUUGGAGACCACAGCUCUUGGUGCUGUGUAAGCCAGACUCUGAUCUAUCAGUGAAACAUCCUCGGCUCCUCUCGUUCACGUCACAGCUCAAAGCAGGAAAAGGCCUGACCAUCGUCUGCUCUAUGCUACAGGGAACCUUCAUGACCAGAGGGCAAGACGUCAAAACAGCAGAGAAAAGUCUGAAAGCUGCAAUGGUGGCAGAGAAAACCAAAGGUUUCCAUCAUGUAGUUGUGUCGUCAAACCUAAGGGAUGGGUUUUCUGUGCUAAUUCAGUCAGCUGGACUCGGAGGAAUGAAACAUAAUGCAGUUCUGAUGGCUUGGCCAGCAGGAUGGCAGCAGGCCAGGGAACCAGAAUCACGAAAAAACUUUAUAGAGACUGUGCGAGAGACAACCUCAGCACAGCAGGCCCUGCUGGUUGCUAAAAACAUCGACCAUUUCCCGGACAACAGCCAGCGCCUGAAGGAGGGCACUAUAGACGUAUGGUGGAUUGUACACGACGGAGGACUGCUCAUGCUGCUGCCAUUUCUAUUGCGACAACACAAGGUUUGGAGGAAGUGCAGAAUGAGAAUAUUCACCGUGGCCCAAAUGGACGAUAACUCAAUCAAAAUGAAGAAAGAUCUGCAGAUGUUUGUGUACCACCUACGGAUAGAUGCAGUAGUGGAGGUGGUGGAAAUGCAUGACAGUGACAUAUCUGCCUUCACUUAUGAGAAGACUCUAGUAAUGGAGCAGAGGUCACAGAUGUUAAAACAAAUGCAACUUUCCCGAACAGAAAGGGAGCGAGAGAUUCAGAGCAUCACAGAUGUCUCUCGGGGGUCCAUAAAGAGGAAGAAACCAUCAGCUUUUAAAGCCCCAUAUCUAAUCCAUCCAGUUACCAUCCUCUUUGUACCAGAGCAAGAGGCACAGUUGAUCCACGACCAAAACACUGCGUCUCAUUCUGACAAAACCACAAACACGGUGCCUCCAGAUCGAGUCCACAUGACCUGGACCAAAGACAAACUAAUCAGUGAACGAGCCAAGCACAAAGAGGGCAUGGCAGUGAAGGAUAUGUUCAGUAUGAGACCUGAAUGGGAGAAUCUAAACCAGUCAAAUGUACGGAGGAUGCACACUGCAGUAAAGCUCAAUGAGGUCGUGAAGAAGAAAUCGAAGGAAUCCCAGCUGGUCCUCCUCAACAUGCCAGGCCCCCCGAAGAACAUGAAAGGGGAUGAGAACUACAUGGAGUUCCUUGAGGUUCUCACAGAAGGCCUGGACAAAGUCUUGUUGGUGCGAGGAGGAGGCCGAGAAGUCAUUACUAUCUACUCAUAG
Knipowitschia caucasica is the source of this 2361-nucleotide messenger RNA. The record is from the annotation of a GenBank genome assembly. NCBI's taxonomy places the organism in Eukaryota, Metazoa, Chordata, Actinopteri, Gobiiformes, Gobiidae.